GCAUCAGUGGUAGAGCAGCACCGCAGACGUUGGUCAGGUUUAAACUGUCAACAAACUCCAACAGGUUUCCCCGGCGUUCAAACACGCUUCAACGUGCUUCCGUAAACUCAUUAUUUCCACUCUUAAUGUGAGCCUGUUGAAAGCUUUGAGGUUAGCAGAGAUAUGCUGGAUUUCGAGGGUGUAAUUAAAGAACCAGGGACCGACAGAGACCCACGUUAUGUCAGCGCUAGACAGACCCGCGGCGGAGCUCACCGUCAUGGACGUGUACGACAUCGCGGCGUUGCUCGGCCAGGAGUUUGAGCGGGUCAUAGACAAGUUCGGGUGCGAGUGCCUGGUUGGGGUGGUUCCCCGAGUGGUGCGGGUUCUGGAGUUUCUGGAGGCACUUGUGAGCCGCGGAGCAGCUGGUCAGGAGGCAGAGGAGCUGCGCAGGGAGCUGGACAGGCUGCAGCGGGAGCGGAGCGACAGAUACGAGCAGGAGAAGAAGCACCAGAAGGAAUUGGAGCAGGUGGAAGAUGUAUGGAGGGGAGAAGUCCAGGACCUGCUGUCUCAGAUUACUCAGCUUCAGGCAGAGAACAAGAGGCUGUUGGUGAGCCUCUCGCUGAAAGAGUCCCCCGUCACGGAGGAGGACCUACAGAAACACCAAGCUCAAACGUCUGAGAAGGAAAACCAAGUGAUACAGAAGCUAAAAGACUUGGCAGAUAAACAGAGAGACGAAAUCCGUGCGAAAGACCACGAGCUAACGCUAAGAAACGAAGAUGUUGAAGCGCUCCAGCUGCAGCAGCAUCGGCUCAUCAGGAUCAACCAGGACCUUCUUCACAGGACCGGACUGAUGGAGGCUCAGGGAAAGACGCUGAUCCAGCAGAGAGCUGAGCUGGAGGCCUCUGCCCAGGCACAGCAGCAGGAGUACGCAGCGCUGCAGCUGGAGGUCAGGAGACUGACAAAGGAGCUCCAGGAGAAGGAACUAGAACGAGAACUUGUAGAGAUAGAAUGCCCUCUGGGAACAAGAUCUGGGAACUCUUCACUGUCUGCAGCACCAAUGACGGCUGCGGAAACCAUUCUUUCUGACUCUGUCAAACCGCGUUCUGUGUGGGUGGAGUGUGGAGGAGAUCCUGGCUUCAUGGCAAAGUGCCUCGAGUGUGACAAGAGCCUCUCACUUCUGUCAACAACAGCAAACAGAAACAAUAAGGGAGACCUUACUAGAGAAGAAAACGCUGCAGCACAUGUUCUGACGCAGUCAGCUCCUGCAGAGUCUGAGGAUGAGGCAGACAAACCUCGUUUCACCCUGCAGGAGCUGCAGGAUGUCCUGCAGGAGAAGAACGAACUCAAAGCCCAGGUGUUCAUGCUCCAGGAAGAGUUGGCGUAUUACAAGAGUGAGGACUUGGAAGACGACAUCAGUCCUAGUGACUCUGCCACAAAUACCCCAUCACAGCUAACUUCAGCUGAUCAGCCUGAAUCAGGAAUAAGACGGCUGAUCUUCACUGCCAUAAUGCCAAUGGUGGCUGCCGGUCUAAUCACAGACGACCCCACGUUGUUGCCAAUAAGAAGACUUGUUUCCUUUGUAUGACUUGUCAUUUAAAGGAAAUGUUCAUCUCGACACAAAGAACUGAUUUAACAGCAGAAAUUAUUCAAUACUAACCCUCUGUUGUGUUCAUACUAGACAUGGGCCGAUUAGAGAAUCUUGUUGUAUUAUAGUAAUAAUCAAGCACAAUCAGAAAUGCCAAAGAUAUUGUGGUUGCUUUUAUUUUAAACAAAAAAGUAACAAGUUUUACUACUGUUCUUUAAGCAAUAUAGCCAGCUGAUUUGCAGUGCGCAGUAACAGGUGCGAAAGGAAAGCAUUACAUUUUUUAUGUUCCUUACAGCUGGAGAAAACUGAAGCACUUUAUGACAUAUUAUUGAGGGAUUUGAUUCAGUAAUGAGGAAUGACAAAAAAUGUUCCUACAUUUGAAACCAUAAUUUUUUAAAAUCUCUGGAUGCCUUGAUGUUGAUAACCAACCCCUGCCUAUUCAUUUUAUUUACAUCAGUGUGAAUUAACGGGUCUGUUUUUAUAUGUUUUACUUAUGCUCAGAAUGGCAAGAGCUUUAAGUGAAUCCAAAUAGUCCAAAUACAGGACAACUGAGGAGUUCUUUGAAAAUAAUGAGAAUUAAUGAAUAGGUUUUUUUUUUUUUUUAGCUUUGCAGCAUCAUCUGAAUUAUGCAACAAACUGUGCCUUAACAUGUUACUUGGACAUUAAGGGAGAUUUAUGUUUUCAAAGUCGAAAUGUGUAAUUAAUCUAUGUGAAAAGUGUUUUUUCUCAGAAAAGCCACGCCCUUAAUACUUUACUAUUAAUGAUUAUGCAACAAAUUUUCUGUGGAUAGCAUCCUGUGUCUGAUGAGGAGUACAUGUAAAAUUGUGUUACUUGUGGUUAAAGUAAUAAAAGUUUAUUUUUGCA
This is a messenger RNA of Poecilia reticulata (guppy), 2428 nucleotides long. Its product is annotated as RILP-like protein 1. The record is from RefSeq and is a predicted model, not a curated record. Gene Ontology annotation, biological process: cilium assembly. Lineage: Eukaryota; Metazoa; Chordata; Actinopteri; Cyprinodontiformes; Poeciliidae. Gene Ontology annotation, molecular function: protein dimerization activity; dynein light intermediate chain binding; small GTPase binding. Gene Ontology annotation, cellular component: cytoplasm; ciliary basal body.